CUGAAAAGAUGUCAGUUAAAGAAUGUAAUUCGGGUGACUACUUACUUGUUUGUGCUAUCGACUUUGGAACGACAUUUUCCGGAUAUGCGUUUUCCAUGAAACAUGACUACAUAAAAGAUCCCCUCAGUAUAGCGACAAAUAACUGGAUUGGUCAGUCACUCAUUUCACAAAAAGCACCAUCGACUGUACUAUGUCAUCCAAACGGCGAUUUCCACUCUUUCGGUUAUGAAGCUGAGGAAAAAUUCUGCGAUCUGGCAAAUGACGACAAACAUCAUGGUUGGUUUUUCUUUAGGCAGUUCAAGAUGAUCUUGCAUUCACAAAAGGAACUUAAACGAGCGACAUUGCUGCACGACCAUGAGGGCAAGAGUAUGCCAGCAUUGGACGUGUUUGCUAUAUGUUUACGGUACAUCCGAAAACAUUUGUUAGACGCCGUUGACAAACAAGGGAUGACUUUCAAAGACAACGAAGUAGGAUGGGUGAUCACAGUUCCAGCCAUCUGGUCUGAUCCUGCCAAACAGUUUAUGAGGGAAGCAGCGGUUCAGAGUGGAAUACCAAACGCGCACCUUGUACUUGCACUCGAACCAGAAGCUGCAUCUAUUUAUUGCAAAAGACUACCUAUAGACAGAUUAGCUGCGGGAUCAACAUUACCAGGAUUUAAACCAGGAAUUACUUACAUGGUUGUUGACAUUGGAGGAGGUACAGCUGAUGUCACAGUGCAUAAAAUUCUUUCUGAUGGUUCUUUAACGGAGCUACACAAAGCCAGUGGAGGAGCAUGGGGAGGAACAAAAGUCGAUCAGGCAUUUCGAAGAUUUCUGGAAAAGUUGUUUGGUUCUAAAGUUAUGAAAAGGUUUGCAGAAGAAUGCCAUAUUGAUGAUUUUGACCUUUCCAUGGAGUUUGAAGUGAAGAAGAGAAAAAUUAGUUUUGAAAGCACAACCCAGAUUACCAUGCGGAUUCCUGCCAACCUAAUGGUUUUGUAUAAAGAAGUAGAGAAGAGAACUAUCGAUGAUGUCCUGAAAAAGAAUGGAUUCGACGAUAAAGUGGCAAUAAAGGGAGACAAGAUGAGAAUAGAUGUAAAAAUCUUCAGAGAGUUUUUCACAGAGUCCAUCGAAAGCAUCGUAGCACACGUAGGAGAUAUUCUUCAAAGCCCUCUGUCCAGCGACGCUUCGACUAUUCUAAUGGUGGGUGGAUUUUCAGAAUCGCCUCUUGUACAAGAAAUGAUACGGCGAGCUUUCCCAGAAAAGACACUAGUUAUCCCUCAUGACGCAGGAACGGCAGUGCUGAAAGGCGCUGUCAUGUACGGCCAUCAGCCUAAGAUAGUGGCAGCAAGAGUCAGCAAGUUUACAUAUGGAAUAAAUUUUCACAAUGCCUUUGACCCGAAAUUACAUUUGAAAGGCAAGCGUGUUGUUAUCGAUGGUAACGUCCUAUGCAAAGACAUAUUUCUGAAGAUUGUUAGAGUAGGCGAUACACUGAAACUUGGUGAGAAGAGGACAAAUAACUUCAUUGACACAUUUCAAAGUCCAGACAGGAAGCGAAUGAUAGAGUAUUGCAACAUAUUCGCAUCGACUAACCCAGAACCCACUUAUAUCGACGAUGACAAUUGCUGGAAGCUGGGUCAUGUCGCAAUGCUUCCGCCAAAGAAUGGAUGGCCUGAUACAAUAGAAGGUAGAGUUGAAAUGAAAUUUGGAAUGACCGAGUUCGAGGUUACAGUCUUCGAUGAAAUUUCUGGACUAGAAUUCAAUGCAAAUUUUGAUAUGUUACAAUAAAUACAAAUAAAUCCUACAAUAAUGUUUCAGAGACUAUAAAUGAAGUGGCUGACAUUUUAUCAUAUAUUUGUUGAUCACUUUAAUCACAAAAUGUUUUUAUGACAUCAUUUGCUAGAAACCUUAUGAUUUACCCAAACCAUUGAUUUUCUUAAACAUUGAGCUGGAUUUAAACAAUUUAACAUUUUGAUUUCAUUACUCUGUAUACUUGGCUUGAAUAUUAAUUAAUGAUUGUAAAAUCAAAUGUUUUGAAUGAUAGAAGUUUUGGUUUAAUUAACAUUUAUCUUUGGUUAAUUGAUUUUGUUUAAGGUAGUUGAUCUGUGAUGGAACUCGGCAAAUUCCGUGUGAUUAUGUAUUCUCGUUAGGAAAUUUGGCAUUAUUUGAACGUACAUGUAGCUCAACACGUACACAGCUUUCCAUAAAAACCCGAAGUUUGCCGAUUUCAUAAAAUGAAAAUACGUAUUUUGCCGAUUAUCGUUACGGGUUAACUACAUUAAACGGAAUACAGUUAUUACCAUUAAGUAUGUAAGUGCGAAUUUCAAGUGUGCAACAUUUUAAUAUUACCACACAAUAGAUAAGUUUUAAGUUUAAACCUUGUCAAUAUUGCCACUAAAUGGACAAGGGCAAGUUUUAAGUGCGUAACAUUUCAAUCUUACCACUCAACAGAUAAGUGUCAGUUUUAAGUUUAUACGCUUGUCAUAUUACCACUCAUUACAUAAGUGCAAGAUUUAAGUUUAUACGCUUGUCAAUAUUAUCAUCACUAAUUAAGUAUGUGCUAGUUUUAAGUUUAAAUGCUUGUCAACAUAAACGCACAUCAUAUAUAAGCAAGUAUUAAAUUCAUAAGUUUGUCAAUACACUCACGGUUCUUGCUGUAAGAAUAGUUUUUACAGUUUACUUGACAUUUUCCAAGAAUUUAGUGAUAUGAUAAGAUAUCAAAAGAAUAAUUAUGUUUGCUGGUCACGGUUUCGAGAACAGUGCAGCCUCUGUCGAGCAAACAUCAAUGGAAAAACGAACACGUCAUUCCUGCGCAUAGUGUUGCUCAACAGAGAUACAUUUACUUGACUGUCAGAACCUCAAACUAAAGCAACAAUGACAUAACAUGUGUGCUGUACCACGUGAGCAGAGAUAUUGACAAUAUUGUAAAUGUUUAGGUACGGAGGAUUAAUGUUACUAAAUAUGUGUGU
Messenger RNA from Mercenaria mercenaria, 2944 nucleotides. RefSeq names its product heat shock 70 kDa protein 12A-like. The record is from RefSeq and is a predicted model, not a curated record. Gene Ontology annotation, molecular function: ATP binding; ATP-dependent protein folding chaperone. The transcript is spliced from 4 exons. The coding region runs from base 9 to 1763 and encodes 584 amino acids. Lineage: Eukaryota; Metazoa; Mollusca; Bivalvia; Venerida; Veneridae.